UUUGUAACAUUUGGUCCCUGCGCACUGACACCCCGGAGGGGAGCUGGGGGAAGCAGCAGGAGCUGGGUGCCGGCACUGAGACGCAGGGAGACGCGGCACAGCGAGGCUGAUGGUCCCCACUGCUGCUCCAGCCAGCUGCCUGCUGUGACCCUGGGGAGCUGGUGAUGGAGGGGUUCGGGGGAGCCCCCAGGUUCCUGGCCUAUCCACGCGCCUUCACGGUCCAAAGCGGCACCGAUGCGGUCCUGAGCUGCCAGAUCAUGGGUGAUCCCCAGCCGAGCAUCCUCUGGGAAAAGGACAAGAAUGCCAUCGAGCCCUCGGGCCGUUUCCACAUGGAGUCCAAAGGGGACCUGUACAGCCUGCUGGUGUCCUGUGCCACCCCCAAGGACAGUGGACUCUACGUCUGCAGGGCCAAGAAUAGCGUUGGCGAGACUUACGCUGCCACCAUGCUCAGGGUGGAGCCAGCGGAGCGGCGAGGGGAGGAGGGAUGCUCAGGCAGCGUCGCGCCUGCCUUCCUCAUUGCCCCCUCGUCCCUGCGGGUGUGCCGGGGGGAGGACGUGAUGUUCACCUGCAGGGUGUCUGGGCAGCCCUGCCCUGUGCUGGAGUGGGAGAAGGACGGGCACAAGCUCUCCGAACUCUUUGAGAGCAGCCACUUUGCAGUGGGGCAGAAACCAGAGGACUGGCACUUCCUGAAGCUGUUCAGUGCCCGGCCCCAGGAUGGAGGAGUGUACGUCUGCCGGGCACGCAGCGGCUCCCAGGAGGCCCUGGCUGCUGCCGUGCUCCUGGUUGAGCCCCGGGCGCUGCCGGACGGGCUCCCCAAUGGCUGCCCCCCGGCCGAUGGUGCCGAGGCGCUGGUGGAGCGGCAGCGGUGGCGGCGACAUGCAGCGGGACGGCGCCUGGCACCGGAGACCUGGGUGCCCAAUGGAGUAGUGCCAGCCAGGGUGCCAGGGGCCAAGGCAUUUGCCGUGAGCGCAGGGAAGCACGCCAAGUUUCGCUGUUACGUUACUGGCAAGCCCAAGCCAGAGAUCAUCUGGCAGAAAGAUGGUGAGCCCCUCGCCCCCGGCCGCAGGCAUCUCAUCUACGAGGACCGGGAGGGCUAUUUCAUCCUCAAGGUGCUGUACUGCAAACCUCAGGACCAGGGGCUGUACAUGUGCACCGCUUCCAACACUGCUGGCCAGACCCUGAGCGCAGUGCAGCUCCAGGUGAAAGAGCACCGGCUGCGGUUCCAGGUGCAGCUGGCAGACGUGGAGGUCGCAGAGCGGGAGGACGCAGUGCUGGAGUGCCAGGUGCCCUUGGAGACCAUCCCCACCUCCUGGUACCUGGAGGACAGGGAGCUGCAGCCCAGCCACAAGUACGUGAUGGAGGAGCAGGGGGUGGUGCGGCGCCUGACCAUCCGCGAUGCCCGCAUCGACGACGACGGCAUCUACCUCUGCCAGAUGAAGGACAAAGGACGCAGCAUCGCCGAGGUCUCUGUCCGAGGGGUGAUUGCGAAGCGGCUGCCACGGAAGCUGGAUGUGAUGGAGGGGGAGAAUGCAGUUUUCUGUGUGGAGACACGGGACGUGGUGGAGGGCAGCUGCUGGAGCCGGGACGGGCUGCAGCUGCGGGAGUCACCCCGUACCGUGCUCAAGAGCUUCGGCAGGACACACCUCCUGGUGCUGGUGCACGUCACCCGCCAGGACGCGGGCAUCAUCUCCUUCACUGUCGGGGAGUCGCAGACAUCCUCCCAGCUCCGAGUCAAGUGUGUGAAGCACGACCCUCCGAGCGCACCGGUGGCAGCUGAGAUGAGCGUGGUGGAGACUAACACGGCUCUGCUGACUUGGUGUCCCGCGCCCGAUUCCCACCUCCGCCCCGCCAGCCACUACCUGCUGGAGCGCCGGGAGGUGGCGGGAGGGGAGUGGGUGCAGUGCCUUGCCACCGACCUGCCCAGCAGCGUGCGGGUGCUGGGCGACAGCGUGCCCCGCGAGGCCGACUACUGCUUCCGCAUCUCUGCCGCCAACAAGCACGGCAGGAGCAGCCCCGUGGAGUUCCCGGGAUCCGUGCAUCUUGCCCCAGCAGCUCGUGUGGAGAGGGGUCUGCAGGACGCGUGGGUGAGGGAUGGCGAGGACGGGCAGUUCUCCCUGGAGCUGUCGGCUGCGGUUCGUGGGUCCUGGUUCCUCAACGGUGCCAGGCUGCCUGAGGAGGACACGGGCGGCCGGUGGAGUGUACAGCGCCAUGGGAUGGAGCACUCGCUGCUGAUCCGAGGAGCACGGCUGGUUGACAGUGGGGCCCAGGUCACCUUUGUGUCCGGUGCUGUGAGGGACUCGGCUAUCCUGCAUGUGCAAGCCCCACAGGUCCGCAUCGCCCCAGUGUCUGAGGCUGAACGGCUCCGAAAUGUGCCAGCAGGGAUGCCUGUGCUGCUGGAAUGCCAGGUGUCCACCCCAGAUGCCCCUGUCUGCUGGCUGAAGGAUGGCAAGGCCGUGCCCCUGGAUGACGUUAUGGCAGUGCAGGCAGAAGGCUGCGUGCGGAGGCUGCUGCUCCGCUCAGCGUGUCCCUCAGACACCGGGGUGUACACGUGUGACACCGGGGAUGAUGCCGUGAGCUUCGUGGUGACCGUGACCGAGGUGCCAGUCAGGAUCAUCAGCUCCAACGAGGAAGCCCCCCACACCUACAUGGCCGGACAGCGUGUGGAGCUGUGGUGCCAGCUGUCCCGCCCAGCAGCCCCCGUGCGCUGGUACAAGGAUGGAGAGGAGGUGGAGGUGGGCCAGAGCCUGGUGCUGGAGCAGGAGGGGCCACGGUGCAAGCUGGUGCUGCCCUGCGCUCAGACACAGGACACAGGGGAGUUCGUCUGUGAUGCUGGUGGGGACUCUGCCUUCUACACCAUCACUGUGGCAGAGGAGCCGGUGAGGAUUGUCAGCUCCAACGAGGGGGCCUCCCACGCCUACAUGGCCGGACAGCGUGUGGAGCUGUGGUGCCAGCUGUCCCGCCCGGCAGCCCCCGUGCACUGGUACAAGGAUGGGGAGGAGGUGGAGGCGAGUGAGAGCCUGGUGCUGGAGCAGGAGGGGCUGCAGUGCCAGCUGGUGCUGCCCUGCGCCCGGCCACAGGAUACAGGGGAGUUUGUCUGUGAUGCUGGUGGGGACUCUGUCUUCUACACAGUCACCGUGGCAGCAGAGGUACCAGUGAGGAUUGUCAGUUCCAACAAGGAGGCCUCUCACUCCUACGUGGUCGGGCAGCGCGUGGAGCUGUGGUGCCAGCUGUCCCGCCCAGUGUCCCCGGUGCGCUGGUACAAGGAUGGCAAAGAAGUGGAGGUGGGCGAGAGACUGGUGCUGGAGCAGGAAGGGCUGCAGUGCCGCCUGGUGCUGCCCUGUGCCCGGAUACAAGACACAGGGGAGUUCCUCUGCAAUGCCAGCGAUGCAUCUGUCUCCUACUCCAUCUUGGUGACAGAGCCACCAGUGAGGAUCCUGCAGCCUCCACAGCGCUCACUGGAGCUGCUGGUUCAGGCGCCGGGGUGCGUGGAACUGCGGUGCGAGCUCUCCGUGCCGGAUGCUCCGGUGCACUGGUUCAAGGACGGCUUGGAGGUGGACGAGACUGACAACCUGCAGCUGCUGGUGGAGGGGGCCUGGCGCUGCCUCUUCAUCCCCAGGAGCAGUGCAGAGGAUGCAGGCGAGUACAUCUGCGAGACCAAGGACGAGGCCGUCUCCUUCGAUGUCAAGGUGUCAGAGCCCCCGGUGAGGAUCCUGCAGCCCUGCAGACCUGUCCCUGUCAUGACGGUGUCCCCGGGGGAGACGGUGACACUGUGCUGUGAGCUGUCCCGUGCGGAUACACCCGUGUGCUGGGCAAAGGAGGGUGUCAGGCUCGAGGCUGGGGGUGGCCUGGUCCUGGAGGAGGAGGGUGUCCAUCGCCGGCUGCUCAUCCCCGCUGCCCAAGCUGAGCACUCUGGAAAAUACACCUGUGACACCGCCAAUGACACAGUGACUUUCACCAUCCAAGUGUUGGAUCCGCUGGUCAGGAUCCUGGAGAAGGAUGUCCUGCCUACCCACCGGCGUUGCCAGGCCAUGGAGGACCUGGUGCUGGAGGUGCAGCUCUCACACACCCACGGGGAGGUGAAGUGGUACAAGGACGGGGAGAAGCUGCAGGACACGGGGCGUGUGCGGCUGGAGGAGGACGGGGUGCGCCGAUCCCUCGUGAUCCUGGGUGCUACGGGCAAGGAUGCUGGGGAGUAUCUCUGUGACACUGGUGAUGACAGCAUCGUCUUCUUCAUCACUGUAGAAGUCCCCAGGGUGGUGGAGAUCAUCAUGGAACUGCAGAACCUGACAGUGCUGGAGGGUGAAGAUGCCACCUUCAAGUGUCUGGUAUCCCCCGAAGAUGUGGCUGUGACAUGGCAGCUGAAUGGCCAGCCCGUGGUCCCCAGUGAGCGUCUGCUGGUGACAAGGAGUGGACUGUGCCACAGCCUCACCCUCCGGCAGUGCCAGACAGGUGAUGCAGGCACUGUGACAGCCAAUGCCGAGGGGCUGGUGAGCACAGCUCGGCUGAGUGUGCAAGAGGCACAGGUGCUGUUUGUGCGGAAGCUGCAGGAUGUGGUGGCAGAGGAGCAGGGGGACGUGUGCCUGGAGGUGGAGGUGAGCCACGAGGCUGCCGAGGUGCAGUGGCUGAAGCAGGGCAUCCUCCUUCAGCCGGGCAGCAAGUACCAGCUGCGGGAGUCAGGGCGCCGGCACACCCUCACCAUCUGCUGCCUCGGCCCUGCUGACCGCGGCACCUACCGCUGCGAGAGCCUGCACGACCGCACGCAGGCCAAGCUCCACGUGGAGCCCCGGAAGGUGUCGAUCCGGACACCGCUGACAGAUGUGGAGACCUUUGAGAAGGAGACAGCCACCUUUCACCUGGAACUGUCUCACCCUGGCGUGACCGGGGUGUGGACACGGGACGGCAUCCGGGUGAAGCCCAGCAGUACGUGCCGGAUCAGUGCCACAGGCUGCGGGCACAGCCUGACACUGGAAAGGCUCACACUGGAAGACUCAGGCACCGUCACCUUCACUGCUGACACUCUGCGCUGCAGUGCCCACCUGCGUGUGCGGGAGCCUCCAGUCACCAUGGUGAGGGUCCCACGAGACCUGGGGGUCCCAGAGACGGGGGUCGCCAGCUUUGAGUGUGAGCUGUCUCGCCCCAAUGCAGAGGUGAAAUGGUUCAAGGACGGGCAGGAGCUGCGGCCAGGGCCCAACUGCCGCAUCUACUCGGCGGGACGGCGCCGCAUCCUGCAGCUGAGCCGCUGCGAGCUGAGCGACGCCGGCAGCUACACCUGCGAUGCGGGUGACUGCCAGGCCUCCGCCGUGCUGCACGUACAGGAGCGCCAGGUCCACAUUGUGCAGGAGCUGCAGGACGUCCAGGUCCGGGAAGGUGACAAUGCAGUCUUCACCUGCGAGGUGUCACACGGGGAUGUGAAGGGCGAGUGGUUUCGGGACGGGGAGAAGAUCAAGCUCUCCAGCACAGUGAAGAUACGGCAAGAAGGGACCCGGCAUUUCCUGCUGUUCUGUGGUGUGCGCCCUGAGGACCAGGGACUCAUCCGCUUCACAGCCAGGACAGUCACCUCGGAGGCCAGUCUGCAGGUGGAAGCACUGCCAAUCCGGAUUGUGAAGCCACUGCGGGACAAGACGGUGCUGGCGAGGCACAAGGCGACACUGGAGUGCACCGUGUCCCACGCCCGGGGCCGCGUGCGCUGGCUCCGUGGGGACACCGAGAUCUUUGCUGGUGACAAGUAUGAGAUCUGCAACCUGGACUGCUACCGCACACUCAUCAUUCACCGCGUGGGCCCCGAGGACGAGGACUCGUACACCUGCGACGCCUUCGACGACCGCUCCACUGCCCGGCUCCUUGUGGAGGGGAGCUAGAAGCCAGGAUGCAGUUCUCAGGGCCUGCAUGGACUGACAGAUGCCACUGCUGAGAGAUGGGGCCAUGCUCCCCCUGGCAUACACAGACACAUGGACACCAUCCCCAGCCUGCUUCAACCUCAGGGCUCUGCAUUAAACAGCCUUUUUUUCUGA
This is a messenger RNA of Melospiza melodia melodia, 6011 nucleotides long. It is a transcript of the gene OBSL1, whose product is annotated as obscurin like cytoskeletal adaptor 1. The record is from RefSeq and is a predicted model, not a curated record. NCBI's taxonomy places the organism in Eukaryota, Metazoa, Chordata, Aves, Passeriformes, Passerellidae. Gene Ontology annotation, molecular function: protein binding. The transcript is spliced from 22 exons. The coding region runs from base 165 to 5858 and encodes 1897 amino acids.